Paralichthys olivaceus (Japanese flounder) is the source of this 2646-nucleotide messenger RNA. The record is from RefSeq and is a predicted model, not a curated record. Lineage: Eukaryota; Metazoa; Chordata; Actinopteri; Pleuronectiformes; Paralichthyidae.
CUUCUUAUAUUUGUCAUUUUCUACCUGUGUGUCUGUCUGACAGCCUGUUGCAGUGGAUCCUGUCAGCAUGUCGGCAGCCGGACGGACUCUUUGCUGUCUGCUCCUGCUCUGGAGGAGAACCUCAGCUCAGGGUUCAGAGCUGCGCUGCUCUGUGGCCGGUCCGGUGGGGGAGCUGCACCCUGUUCGGGGUCUCCUGGAGACGUUUGAGGCAGGUCCAGGCUGUGCUGCUCGAGAACGAGGAGACAAGGAGACUCAUGUCGUUGCGGUGAGGAGGUCGACGAACAGCCCUGAAAACAAGGUGACGGUGUUGCUGAAGCCAUUGUCGCCGUCACCUGUCAGAACUCUGCACCUGCUGCUCAGCUCCAAGCUGCCCGUCAGCUGGUGGCUGGAGGCCGAGAGACUCCCGACCAAUCUGCCAGUGCACGUGCAGGUGUCCUCAAACUCCAGCGUUCAGUCCCGCACGUUGCAUGUGCUCGUCCACGUGGUGCAUCCGUUACCGUUUCGUCCACGUGCACUGCACCGCUGGGCCCUGAAACACCAUGGCAACAUCUCAUCUCUUACGCACUCAACACAUGGCAACCGAGUCUACAUCCGCCUGGGAGAGGAUCCAACAUUAUCUCCUGUGUGCCAGCUUCAGUCCACGUUCCUCUCACACAACUUCCUGACCUCUGACCUGCGGCCUCAGGAGGUGAAGGGCUGCUCCCGCUCCGCAGCUGCUGGGAUCCACCCUGCGGUCCACGUGAUCAAGCUCCACUCUGCAGGAUCGGGACUCUGCGGCUCUCUGCAGGUGGAGGUGAUCGUCUCCCUCGUUCCCCCGGUGGCCAACUCCGGGGUGCAGAAGAUUGUGCUGAUUCUCAGCAGCUCGGUCUCCGUCAACUGGGCCAUCGUUGCUCAUGGUGUCCAGGGUCACAUCUCCGUUCAUUCGUCCAACAGUGUGUCCCCACCGUUCCCCCCUGAGCCUGACCUGACCCUGUCCAGCACACUUGACUCUGACCUGUCCACCGUGUCCGACCUUCUUGUCUGGGCCAAUGAGAGCGGCUACGCCAAGGUGACCUCAUACACUGAGGCUGACCUGGCCAAUCGCUUUGUGAUCCAGCUGGCUGGGGGCGGGACAGACGUCCUCGCAGUGAGGACUCCUGUGGUUGUGAGGCCACCCUGGGCCGAGGAGCGCAGGCUGAGGCAGUGGCUGAACGGUGGAGACAGAGCGGGAGGCCGAGAGAGUUUCACGGUGCAGUGUGAGGACGGACGCCUCAGCGUGACCGUGGACCGAAGCGUCCUGCAGACCUUGUCCGUCCCCGUGGUUACCGUGACUCUGCAGGACCCGGCGUGCCAGGCUCAGUCUAACGGGAGUCAUUUCCUGUUGGUGUUCCCAGUCAUUUCCUGUGGGACUGAGGGUCUGUUCGUGGGACAGCCCAGAGUGGUGCAGUACAAAAACAUGAUGUUACUGUGGAGGGACAAACCUCAGGCUGUUGUUGCCGUCAAUGAGACGGAGAGGACGUCCAAAAGUCCACUGGGCAUCCGUUUCAGCUGUUUGGCUGCAGCUCCCAGCGUCGCCGGCCCGGCUGCCGGUGACGUCGAGGAGGCAAACACUCCUCGCGCCGGACUCGUCCCCUGGGCACCGGAUCCAACUCUGAGCCACCUCCCGACCCCCAGACACAGACCUGGGCCUGUGCUGAUUUUGACACUUUUUGUCACUGAGGAUUAUGAACAGACGCGGAAUGGCCCCUGUGUCGUCACUGCAGGCCACCGCGUUUAUGUCGAGAUUUCAGCCAAAGGGCCCCUCCCAGAGGCUGUGGAGGUGACGUCCUGUGUGGUCUCUCCUCUGUCGGACCCCAAAAAAACCCCUUUCUGGACGCUCAUAAGCGAGGGCUGUUCCUCUGACCCCUCUCUGACCCUCAGCGCAGAGGCAGCAGACAAAGAGGAGGAGGAAGAGGCUGAAGGCGAACCGGAAGAGAUGGAGAGAAUGAAGAAGAACAGAAUUUAUCACGGGGACGUCCCAACCCGACACAAAUCUGAGCGCCGGAGGAGAGGAGCUCCUGCGAGGACGGAGAGGAGCAGCCGAGACACGGCAGCAGAGGAGGGGACACGGCUGCUGAGGUUCAGUUUCAUCCUGCGACCGGUUCACAAUAAUUCCGUGCAGUUCCUCCACUGCAGCGUCCACAUGUGCAACUCUGACUCCACCAGAGGGGGAGCCACUGAGGAGCCGCCAAAGAACGAGUGUGAGGGCGGACUGCGUAUUCCAGCUCUGGUGUCUAAGGACCCUACACAUCAGUGUGAGAUCAGGAACUUGUACCGGCCGAUGGUCGUCACCCAGUCCAUCAGCUCGCUGGCCCCCAAGCUGCUGAGGCCCCCUGGUGGCCCGAGAACCAAGAGACUGAGUGUGUCUCCUCUGGCGAGUCCAGGGCCACGGCACAGCAACUCCGUGGUGCAGACGGGACCGGUGAUUGGCGUCAUGUUUGCGGCCUUCAUGAUGGGCGUCAGCCUGAUGGGGGGGCUGUGGUGCAUCUACAACUGUACAGCGAGGAGUCCGACCUUACUUGGAGGUGAAGGUCAACUAACAGAGCAGACUCAUGGAGGCCCCAACACCUGGAAUCCACCUCUGCUGUCGGAUCAGUCGUCCAGCUCGGUGUAGAGGUAACAUCUGAU